Messenger RNA from Sphaeroforma arctica JP610, 735 nucleotides. RefSeq lists its product as hypothetical. The record is from RefSeq and is a predicted model, not a curated record. The annotation marks the transcript as partial. NCBI's taxonomy places the organism in Eukaryota, Ichthyosporea, Ichthyophonida. The transcript has a single exon.
GCUGGUUGAAGUCUACAUAUCUAUCGGAAAGUUCGUCGAUUAACUACGCAGCCGAUUACUCGAAGACAAUAAAAGAUGAUGCGAAACGCGACAUCGAUAGUAUUGUGAGUAUAUUUGAAUCUUAUUGUUCUAUAGCUGAUCCAGUCUAUCAUCCAAGUGACAGCGAAACAGCGGAAAUAACAGAAGAGUGGAUAGACAUAUCUGCAAUUUUGCAGAUUAGUAUUAUAGACGGGAUAAUGACUACGGAGGAAGCCAUUAAUAUCGAGAAUACGGGUAUUUUCAGUGCGGGUUGUGCUUUGUUGACUUCACGAGAAAAUAAUCUUCCUAAAGAAUAAUGCUGAACCAUCGAAUAUAUUUACUCCUCUGCAGCUGGAGAUCAAUACUCAACGCAAACAAUACGCCAGAUGAGUACACACAAAUCAAACGCUAUUAAGAGCUCAACAUUAUAAAGAUAUAUGAAGCUACAAUAUCUCCAUAGAUGUCCUAUGGAGCCAACUCAGUACUGGGCUGGGUUGGUCCUGACUCACACAAAGGUGUCUACCUCUUUCGUUAAAAAAAAAGAGGUUUGACUGUACCGCCUCUUGACUGAUGACUCGUUCAUUUUAGAAUUGACAUUAUCUGGGUACUUCAAUAUUGCGUGAAGUGGCUCUUUUAGGUAUAAUACCCUGUGACUAGAUUUCCGGUACUCCGAUAGACCAACAAGAAAGUGACCAAUUAAAAAAUCUUCUACCCGUA